GAAGAAUGCCAAGACCAGCCCACUUCAUUCAAGAUCCAAGGUUCAGAGUCAAAUCAGUCUGUCUGUUGUAUCUGGAGGCUCUGGAGAAGAUACACGACAGGAAUUUCUCAUUUUACUUCAUCCAACUUUACAGUUCCCUCUGCUGGCCUUUCAGGACAUAGCAAAGCUGUGAUUUGAGCAUCGAGCAAAAAAAGAAGUCAAUUUCUCAUCACAGACAAACCAGCAACAUCAUCAGGAUAUAUCAGUAUUAUAUUAAAUAUCACCUCAUCUGGAGGAACAUGGCAACAGGAUGGAUAGCACAUCUAACUGGGAUCAAAAACAAAACUAGUUUUUAAAGAAAAAAAUUAAUUUCUGGAAUAAUGGAAGCUUCGUAUUCGGCAAGUGCUGCGGUCGCUCCGUCGUUGCCUCCGUCGCCGGGCUACCUGCUCAGAAUGUUUCGGGAAUAUCAGAACAACGCUGUCAUCAUGAAUCAUUACAACUUCACCGGAAAGCUGAAAGAGAACAAGUAUCGCGAUGGACUUAAACCCGAAGCCAUCACGUUUCUCAUCAUUUGUUUGCUUAUAGUGGUUGAAAAUGCUGUUGUUCUGGUGGCAAUCUGGAAAAAUAAAAAAUUUCACAUGCCCAUGUACUACUUGUUGGGCAACUUGACGCUCUCUGACAUGCUGGCGGGCUUUACCUACAUGGUAAACAUUGUGACUUCGGGGGCAAACACUCUCAAAAUGACUCCAGUCCUGUGGUUUCUCAGGGAAGGUGGUGUUUUUAUAACUCUCUCAGCUUCUGUCAUAAGCCUCCUCGCCAUCGCCAUCGAGCGCCAUGUGACGAUGGUGCGAAUGAAGCCCUACCAAGGUGCCAAGCGUGGACGGAUGUUCGGUUUGAUCUGCGCAAGCUGGGUCUUGUCGGUGCUUCUGGGCAUUCUUCCAAUCAUGGGUUGGAACUGCAUGGGAAACCUGGACUCGUGUUCCACCGUCCUGCCUCUUUACGCCAAGAGCUUCAUCCUCUUCUGCGUCACCCUGUUCACAUUGAUCCUUCUGGCCAUCGUGGUGCUCUACGUACGCAUUUUCCGCAUAGUCAAGUCCAACACCCAACGGUUGGGCUGUGGUCCUCAGCGGAAAGGUCUGGCGAGGAAGUCCCAGAAGUAUUUGGCUCUGUUGAAGACCGUCACCAUCGUUCUUGGUGUCUUCAUCGCUUGCUGGCUGCCUCUCUUUGUGCUGCUUCUGUUGGACUUCUGCUGUCCCGCUCAAAGCUGCCAGGUGCUGUUUAAGGCGGAUUACUUCCUGGGCAUCGCCAUGAUCAACUCUCUUCUAAAUCCCAUCAUUUACACCCUAACUAGCAAAGACAUGCGAAGGGCCAUAUUGAGGCUGGUUUGCAGCUACUGUCUGCUGACGAAAGAUGGACAGGUGAAGAAGUUUGGCAUGCCUUUCCUGGACUGUAGCACAAGUAGGGCCGAGCUGCCCUCACACAGGCUCGAAGGCCUGGAGACGACGGUCUCCUCUGGGAACUUUUCACCGUCCACUAUAAAAGCCAUCUACCCAAGGGUAUUAAAGACUGGAACAUGAGAAAGUAACAACCAGGGCUCAAAUGGACGCCGUCCAACAUUUCCCGACUCAGUUUGUCCUAGUGAAUAUUUAUGAACUGAAAAGGAAACAAAUUUGAGACGAAGAGAGAUUAAAAAACAUUUCUCUGCAGCUUUGAGCCGGUCGCAAAUGUUGUGUUUGCAACUGCGAAGACUUGGCUUCACACACAUGCAUUUAACUAAACCAAGAGACUGCCAGAGAUUGCGGUAGACCAGACGAAUGGAUUUUCCUUACUGUGAUAAACACCAGUGUUUAAAACAGAUCGUCUGAGGGUCAGACUAGCAAAACAACGGCUAAAUUCUCAUUUUAAAAAUAGGAUUUCAAACGGCACACAGUUACAACCGGUUUUACAGCUGAACUGAGUCUGUCUGUAGUACAGGGUGGUUGCCAGAUAUGUUGUAAAGAUGCUUUAAAAAGGACUCUUAUGAGUUGGACUUUUUUCAUGAUUUUGCAAAACAACAACUAUUAUAUAAUGGCUGAAAUGUUCAAAGGCUUUGUGGUUUAAAGCUGCAAAGAAAACGUUGGGUUGAUUCCUUCACAAACGCAUUAGUAUAUACGCACGCAAACUGAAAUGUUAAAAAAGUUACAAAAAUACAAGCUAGAGUUUACAGCUCUACGUAACUAGUAAUUUCAAGUAUACUAUGCUUGUUUUUUAGCUUUACCUUCAGUAAACUGUUUCAACUGACACAAGCUAUAUAAAUAGUGUAUAUUUUAUAAAUAUUGUUACAAAGUUUUGUAUGCAAUUGUAUAAUUGUUAUAAUUUAGCAGUCUGCAGUGAUAAAAAAAGCACUGUUAUAGGGUGUGUUUGUAUUUUAAAAAAUGCAUUAGUACUUGUUUUUAUAUAUUUUGUUGAUCUUAAAUUAUGAGCCUUGUACAAAAAUCUUUUAUAUGUGCAUUAAUGAUAAUUAAAAGCAAAGUGUUCCUAAAUCUCUUGCUUAAAAAAUGAUGUGCCUCAAAAAUACUACUAAAAAUAUCCCACAUUUUCCAUUGAAGAAAGACACAUAUACACAACCAAACAUAGAUAAAGGUGUAUAUGUAUGUAAACAGAAACAUUUUAGUCAAGAAAUGCAAUGGAAAAUUUCUGACAAUUUGUGGUUCGAGUGCAAAAUGAUAACAAUUACAAGCUAACAGAGUGAGCUGAGCUGAUUUCCAAUAGCUUCAAUCACACCCACACCACAUGUUAACCAGGAUUAAGCUAUAUAAUCGAUGCGGUUUUGUCUUUUCACAAGACGUGAGCCACACGUCAAAAGUUUUCACUGCACGGUCGUUGCAAAAAACCCUACAAAAAAGGCCAAAAGCUCGUGCCAGUCCGGAUGUUUAUCAAAAGUGAAAGAGCUUGUCUUUGCACCUCAGAAACAAGGCUAUGGGCUGACUCAUUUACAGAGACAAGCAAACACUCAAGCGCUCACACCAACACGGCACACUGAGGAGGCUUUAAAAAUGUGUGACCCAGUCUGUAAAGACGCAACUUAAGUCAUUUUGUGUCAUUUGCAUCUGUAUCUGUGAAAAUAUAACCUUGAUAUUUUUAACAUCCUAAGACAUACUGUACGUGGACAUCACUUUU
Messenger RNA from Misgurnus anguillicaudatus (oriental weatherfish), 3138 nucleotides. RefSeq names its product sphingosine-1-phosphate receptor 5a (gene s1pr5a). Gene Ontology annotation, cellular component: membrane. Gene Ontology annotation, biological process: G protein-coupled receptor signaling pathway. Gene Ontology annotation, molecular function: sphingosine-1-phosphate receptor activity. Lineage: Eukaryota; Metazoa; Chordata; Actinopteri; Cypriniformes; Cobitidae. The record is from RefSeq and is a predicted model, not a curated record.